Molecule: messenger RNA, 8379 nt
Organism: Larimichthys crocea (large yellow croaker)
Lineage: Eukaryota; Metazoa; Chordata; Actinopteri; Sciaenidae
Gene: crybg2
Product: crystallin beta-gamma domain containing 2
Exons: 24
Coding region: 292-7434 (2380 amino acids)
Source: RefSeq, a predicted model, not a curated record
CUGUACUUGGGUGUGAGAGGAGCGCUGUCAUUGGGAGGCUGUCCGGGUUUGGGUGUUGCUCCUCGGGGGCGUGUCGCCACACCUGAGCUCUGCAUACCGCACAGUGAAAUGAAGCGGCAGCUCAGCUGCAGCUGUCACCUGUCAGCAAGACUCAUCCGUGCGGUUUUUUUCCACUCCUGGAAUCUUUCCAUCCGGUUUUAAUGAGUGGAUCACCAGUGGGAGAGCCGUUGUGACUCGCGUGAAGACCCGCCAGUCCUCCUCCAGCCCCGGUGACUUCACCCCAGCAGAGAGAUGGCGAAGAGUUCAGGCAGAAAGUCUCUGAAAAGUUUGUUCUCCAGGAGCGAAGCCAGCCUGGUCGCUCCGGUGGAGAAGGAUGUGGACAAGAGUGAGGGAGAGAAGAAGAGGUUCAAGUUCUUGAAGCUGAAGUUGAAGUCGAAGAAUAGCUCUGCCUCAGAGCCGGCCAAUGAGAACCAGCAGGUGAUCAGUGCUGUUAAGGCCGAGAUCAGAGAGGCAGACAACAACAUCUCGGACAGCAAGAAGUCUUUUCUCUACGGCACGGCACCAAGGUCAAAGGGAAAAGAAUUCAGCUACUCAGAGCUGGACCUCCGAAAGCCCAACAGGUUUGCCACCUUUUCCUUUGGUCUCAGAAAGAGGAAGAAGAAAUAUGAAGAGGAUAUGUCCAAGAGCACGUUUGGCCUUCAUAGCCCAGGGAUCAACGAGCAUGAGGAGACUCAUCUAGACCUCAGCCAGAUGGAGUUGGAUCAGGCCAACACCAAGAUGAUGUUCAGUAGGUCUCAGCCACAGCUUGACAUGAGAAAUAAGUUUGACAUCCCUUCUCCUCCACCUGUGAACCCCAACCAGUUAGAAACAUAUUUCUCUCUCCUGAAUGAGUCGCAGUCAUCUGUCACUAAAAACGCCCAACCAGAGGCAAAGGGGCCUUUCACAAGCGGCACGGAUCUUGUCAGUGUCCACAAGGAACCGCUGAAAGCGCCGAUAGCUACCAUUCCUGAGCUGCAGCUGGAAUCUCCAGGCUCAUCAGAGGAGAAAGAGAAUGUUCCUGUUCAUGAGAACUUCUCCAGAGGUGAUCCCACUUCAUCUGUCUCCACGACUGUUUCAGGCACCACCACUGCUGUGCCCAUCCUUCCAACUAGCCAGCCCUCAAUCGUGCCUGACAUCCCAGAUCACAAAGCGGCAGACAUUGACUCAGCCUGCCCAAGCAAUGCCCUGUGUGACAAUGACAUCCUUCAGCAGUCUUCCACAGAAACAGAAAUAUCUCUUGCUGAAUCCACCAGAGUUGCAUUAUUGCAUCAUCAACCAGAUGCCUCUGACACAGCUGACAGUACAACUCCAAACAGUAAACCAUGCCUGGAAAGUGUUGACUCCAAAAAUGACGCCGUUAAUAAGAAGUCAGCCCCUGUUCCUCGCACUGACAACUCGAGUCUCAACGCAGAUUCUGCCUCUGUCCAUCAAGACGUCUCAAUUUCUCACAUCGAGAGAUCUGUUCCCCAAACUGCCAAGAGUGUCACCACAGCCCCGGCUGUUAGCAGUGAAAAGAGCACUCGUCCUGUCAGUCAAGAUGCAGUUUAUGGAGCGUUGUAUGAGUCACUUUUCCCUCAGAGUUUUACCUCAGAGGUAAUGUCUUUGGUCUCAAAUCUUCCACCUCAAGACCGUACAGAGAUAAUACACCACAACGCCAAAUCAGAACCUGUCAUGGUUAAAACCCUUAAUGAGUGUCACACAGAAACUAAUGUUCUAUACUGCCUGUCAACUUCACGUGAGUUUGACUCUGCCAGAAUGGAUGAUGCUGCAGGUGCUUACACCAACACCUUCAGUGAGAGAAAGGUGAUUUCUUCCUGUGAGAGCUCCAGCUCUUAUCAAACAGCUUCUAAGCCUCACAGAGAACCAGAUAUCCACCACAGGUAUCUACUUCCGUCCCACAUCUCAGGUUCGGAACCAGUUGACAGCAGUAAUGUUUCCUACUCUGAGCUCACCCACUCCCUUUCAGAGGCGAAAUCAGACAGUUUCAGCCUCAUUGGAGACACCGUCAGGUCAGUCCCUGUGGUUCAGAGCUCUGCCCCUCCUGUUUUCGACUAUGUAAUGUCCCAGGAGACGGAUACUCAGGUUACUGACACCACACGGCGAGUGAUCCUAGUCAAAGAGUUGGUCACAGACGAGGCAGGCUCUGAUCCUGGCUGUCCCUCUCUUGUGCCUGAGAAAAUGAGUGCCUCGACGAGUCUAGAAAUUGAAACGAUUGCUCCUGGACAGACCGACGGGUACGACGGACCUUUAAGCCCAACAUAUCUGAGUGUAGGCUCAGAUGAUGGCAGCGCCAUGGAGAUCUACUACAGUGCUGAAGAGGACAACAUAAUGAGCGGGGAUGAAGAGAUGUACAUGGCGAAUGAAAGAGAAGAAAUCUGCGCAGUAGGUGACGUGAGAAAAAUGGACGUCGGGCUGCGUGAGGAUUUUCCACGGCAGGAUGACGUUGCAGAAAGAAGGAUAAGUAAGAGAGACGAGGGAGGAUUGGUGAUAAUUGUUAGAACGCAGAAUGAGGGAGUCAAAAUGUGCAAUGAAGAAGAGAAAGUAGAUGUCAAUACCGGAACUGAGGUGCAGCAACAACCAAGAGGUCAGAGUUCAGUGCAGGAAGCUGGAAUGUUUGAUUUUCACGUGCGCAAUGAUGCAAAGGAGAAAGAAGUAGCAAGCACAGUGUUUCCACAGGAGGAGAGAAAGGAGGAGUUACCGGCCACACCGGUUCAGCAGGUGAACACUCUGAUGGUAUGCGACUUUGCUCCACCCUCCAGUGAGCUGCAUGUGCAGGGGGAGGGGACAGGGGGAAACUGGAGCAAGGAAUUGGAAACAGAAGACCACCCUAAUCAAGGGAAGCAACUCCUGAGCCAGGAGAUACAAUAUCUGGCCUACAAAGACAUUCAGAGUUCUGAAUGUAUACAUGCAGCCUCCGCUAACACAACAAUGGAAGAAAUGAUCACACCCAAGUUCAGAGAGACAGAAGAGCAAGUUGCAUUUGCUGCAGAUGCAGAGAAGAGAGGCAAGGUGAGCACAGAAAGCACAGAAACCAGCAGUACGACUACAACAGGUGCAGAAAGAGAGGUUUUCACUGGCACUUCGACACGCAGCGCAGAGCUGCAAUCAGAUGCCACAGGGAUUGAACACAAUAGGGCUCCACAGGGGAGUGAGUGGGUGGAUACAAUUACUCAGAGCACAGAGAGGACCAGCACAGCCCAGGUGCCAGUCGAGCUGUCAGUCCCGAUCACAGACACAUGCUGUCCUGACACCAAAGUCGCAGACACACUGUCAGAGAGACCCGAUCUUCUCCAGCUGAAUCAGGGGUCCCUGACGGCUUCAAGGACGCCCACAACAGCUUCAGAAGCCAACCAGGAAUCUGUUGACAAAAUGAAUUCAGGCUACAGCAGCCUGAGCACCAAACUGUCCGUUAAGAAUCCAUCUCCCCCUAAAGAGGAUGAAUCCAAAUAUCGUUUCUAUAAAGUAUCUCUCAUCAGUGAGGCAGGCACCAAUGAGGUCAGCCAGGAUACAGUGGACUUUAACACAACAAACACCACUGUGACUGAAUCAAAUGGAGCAGAUCUCGAUUCCGAGUACAAAUGGAGAAACAGAUUUGAGGGGGUUUCUCAGUAUAAACCGUACGGGACAGAAGAUUCUUCUUCCUCUGGUUCUCUGACUGACAUUUACACCAGUACCUCCUCUCUCCUCUCCUCUGUUCAACCCGAGGCUACAGCAUGCAAAUAUCUCGACAACACCUUUUCCUCCUCCUCCUCCUCCUCCUCCCCCGCCCCAGAGAAACAUAUUACCCUUGGCAACAGGUUGAGUGACAGGACCGAAGUUUAUCUGAGCCGUGAGAGCGAGCCAGCAGUAGAGCGGAAAGAUGAGUGGAGGAGAAGCUUAGUGGAGCAGGAGGAGCCUACUGCGCCUGCAGGUGAAAGAGAGCGACAGAGAGAGGGAGAGGCAGAGAGGAUAAAGUCACACUGGGAGACACACCAGCUGCCUGUGUCUAGCCUCUCCUCUGCACAACAAACCAGCUACGACAGCACUGACAGCUCCAAGGAGGACGACUCCCAUUUUACUGGAGUGUUCCAGGCCACGCUCGUGGAGCUGGUCUCCGACCCCGUAGCUUCCCCCUCCACUCCCCCUGCCUCCCCAGACACAGACUUCCCCAACCAGUUCGAUAUGGACAGCCUGGUGCAUACCCUGAAGAGCAUGGGACCUUCCCUAAGGCCGAGGAGCGUGGGCCUACGCGGGCCUCCUCCAGUCCUCAUCUCCUCCCUGCCACCAAUUGUCGAGGAUGCUCCCAGCCCAGCCACCUCCGACGUUCCUGACUCCAUCACCAGUCCCACAAAAAAGAUGGAACCUCUCAACGGACUUUACACUCUGCCUCCUGACCUGGGACUGAAGUGGAGCUCCCCCAGAGAGUCUCGUUCACCACUGGAACUGAUGAAGCAGAGCCAGCAGGACCCGCAGACUGGAACAAGAGGUCCAAACUCUCCCCUGAGAGCAUCUGCCAACAACAGUAUUGUAAUGAGAUCGUCUUCUUUUGAGGACUCAUCCCCUGUGCUAAAUGGAAAUGGAGUACUGUCGUCUCCCGGCACUGGUUCCCGCCUAGACAACAGCGUCAUCUUUGGGAGCCACAGGUCAGCAUCCAUAGAUCAGACAUCGGAAAACAGGCAUCGCUCACUUUUCCACACCAACUCACUACCUGAAACAGGGUUUUCAAACGAUCGCAUGAGUGUGGGAGCAAAGGAUCUUGAAGGGGGCACUGGAACAGACCAAGUGGGAUCUCGCUUUGAUCGCUUCUCCUUCCUUUUGAACUCCUCGUCCUCCACGUCGGGCUCUCUGACCGGGGCUGACGACUACAACUCUCGUAUGAGUCGGCCUCCACAACUGAGCAUCAGCUCCGCACCUUCCAGCAACAGUCCCACCCGCCUUCUCAGUCCCACCGACUCGAUAGACCUGCACAAGCCGUUCAGCACCACAGACUCCCCUUUCUCUCUGUUUAGCCAGACACAGGGGUUGGGGACGGGUCUAGGCACUGGUGGACUGGGCACUCCCACCCUGCAGAGGAGCUUCAGUAGUGAGGGCAUCAUGGGGGUCCAGCAGAAUUCAUUGUUCAACAAUGUGCAUGGAGGGUCUCAGUUCCAGAGCCAAGAACCUGAGCCUGAGAAAAGUCUGUUGUCCAAAUACAGAGCCUUCCCCGAUGCUUAUCUCACUAAAGAGAAAGAACAUGGGAAGCUCAAUCCUCGUCCUGGAAAGAUGUACAUCUUUGACCGGCCAGGGAUGUGUGGCCAGAGGAUCGAGGUGCGCAGUGAUGUCAUCGAUGCUACGCCGUGGGAACUGCAGGAGACCAUCUCCAUCAGGGUUGUCAGAGGAGGAUGGGUGCUGUAUGAGAAGCCCAACUUCAAAGGGGAGAAGAUCGCUCUAGACGAGGGAGACAUUGAACUCACUUACCCCUUCAACCCUCCAGAGGAGCAGCUGCAGGACGGACAGAAGGAGGGUGAAGAGCGGAAAGGAGAGCAGAACGGAGAAACAAGUGAUGUGCAGACGGAGACCAAGCCGGCCAGGAAGUUCAUUAUUGGAUCUGUCCGGAGAGCUGUGAGGGACUACAGUGUUCCAGAAAUCAGUCUGUUUCCAGAAGAGAACGCAGAAGGGAAGAAGGUUAUCUUCAGAGACACGUCUGAAGAUGCCAGGAUCUUUGGCUUCCCCAUCAAGGCUACGUCCAUCAUCAUUAACGCUGGGCUAUGGCUCGUCUACGCACAUCCCUUCUUCCAAGGUGUACCGCGAGUCUUGGAGGUAGGGGGGUACUCCAACCCUGCAGCCUGGGGAGUGGAACAGCCCUACGUGGCCUCACUACAUCCACUCAAAGUAGGUGAACCAAGAGUGGAAAAUAUGAUUGAGCCAAAGAUGGUUAUCUAUGACAAGCCGUACUUCACUGGGAAAUCAAGGAUCAUAACCACCGACAUGAAAGACUUCGUGACCAGGAUAGACAGGCAGCAGACGGUCUUUAUGUACAAUGUGGGCUCCCUUAAAAUCCUUGGAGGAAUCUGGGUAGGCUAUGAGAAGGAGGGCUACCGCGGCCACCAGUACCUGCUGGAGGAGGGCGAGUACCACGACUGGAGGGUGUGGGGAGGCUGUAACUUUGAGCUGCGCUCCGUCAGGGUGAUACGAGCAGACCUGUCAGACCCCAUGAUGGUGAUGUUUGAACAGCCAGAAGAAGAGCAGGAGGGCUUGCAGGAGGAGAACACGUUCGAGGUGACGGAGGCCAUUCCUGACGUUGAACUGUUUGAGUACAAAACCUCCACGCGCUCCGUCCACGUACUCAGCGGGGCGUGGAUAGCUUACUCCCAUGUGGACUUCUCUGGGAACCAGUACAUCUUAGAGAAGGGCUUCUACAAUAACUAUGCUGACUGGGGUUCUGAUGACAAUCGUAUCUGCUCAGUGCAGCCCAUCCUGCUGGCUCCACGUGACGGGUCAAGGAUCAGGAAUGAGGUAAUAUUGUACUCUGAACCAGACUUUCAGGGCGAGUGUCACGCCUUUGACCGCAACCAGGAAGCAGUGUCAGAAAAACUACUGACCAAGUCCUGUCGAGUGUCAGGAGGAAGCUGGGUGCUCUACGGGGAUGAACGGUUCUCUGGGAACUUGUAUGUUCUAUCCGAAGGAGACUACCCCAAUUUAACCAGCAUGGGAUGUCAGCCUGACUUCAAAAUCCGCUCGAUAAAGACCGUGCCAAUGACAUUCUCAGUUCCUUCCAUCUCUCUGUUUGGUCUCGAGUGUCUGGAGGGCAGAGAGCUCACUACAGACACAGAGAUCAUCAGCAUGGUUGAAGAGGGCUUGAACAACCACAUUCUGUCUGUCAGAGUGAACAGAGGCUGCUGGGUGAUAUGUGAACACAGCAACUACAGGGGGCGCCAAUUCCUUCUGGAACCAAUCGAAAUCACCAACUGGUUAAAGUAUAGCUCACUGCAGACUGUUGGCUCAAUGUACCCAGUCAGACAGAAGCGCCGCUUCUUCCGCAUCAAGAACAAAGAGAGAGGUCACUUCAUGUCUGUCCAGGGCGGCGUGGAGGAAAUGAAAACGGGACGGGUGGUGGUGACCCCAGAGGUGGAGGUGGAGCACAUGAGCGACAUCUGGUUCUAUCGGGAUGGCCUCAUCAAGAACAAGCUGUCCCCGACCAUGAGCCUUCAGGUGAUGGGCAACAUUGAGCCGGCAGCCAAGGUGGUUUUGUGGACAGAGAACCGGCAGCCUAUCCAGACGUGGACAGCCAAGAUGAGAGGCCUCAUUACCAGCCUUACUUUCCCUGGCAUGGUUCUGGAUGUCAAAGGUGGCAAAACUUAUGACAAGGACCACGUGGUGAUUUUGCCGGAGAAUGACGAGAGGCCGAGCCAGCAGUGGGAGAUAGAGCUGCUGUAACCUGCCGCUGUCAAAGCCUCGGGUUUCUCUUCGCUCAGCUUUCCUCAGCAGUGCAUCCACAGUGCUUGCCUGUACAGCUCCAGAAUACUCUCUACAUAUACUGGGAAACAACACUCCCACUGCCUUAUGAUGUCUUUUAUUUCACUGCCUCCUACUCUGUGAUCCAUGUAACUAGUAUGAACAUUGUAACAGCAAGAAUACAAUGAAGCAAUAGAAGCCCUGAAGAGCUGCACCAGUCAGUUUAGUGCUUUGCAGAGAUUUGUUAGUUUGUACACACUUUCUCCGAGUCAGAUCAUGAUUUUGUGGAAAAAAGUGCCUUGUCUUGCUGCAGCAGCUGGGUUCAUCACAUGAGUUGGAUAACUGUAGUUUUGAGGAUUUACUGAACUACCAUACAGAAAUCUAGCACAGGAUUGUAUGUGGUGUGGUUCAAGCCUGCUGUUCAUCAUUUGAGUAUUCAAACUAGAAUCCCUGUUCGUAUGAUAUCAGGCUCAUGCAAACUUCCUGCCUGUAGAAGCACCUGUUGUUGAUGCUUUCAUAACUUUGUUUACAAUGGAGCAAACCAAGUUUUAGAUGCCUCUGGACAUUGUUUUCCUGUGAAUAGCAAGUGGCUAUCAAUGUUUUACACAGAUAGCAGACGAAUGAAGCCAAAUGAAUGCGCAACGUGCAAGAAAUGUAUGCUCUGCUUUUUUCUAAAGGUAUUUUUUAUAUGUGUUGUUUGUAACAAUGUUUGUUUCAUGGGAGAUCUGCAGUAUAUCACAUUGCUUUGUGCGGUGCAAUGAAAAUGGGUUGUGUGUGUGUCCAGUUAUUCGAGUCAAAUUGUUACACAAACAAUGUAUGUUACCUUCACCAGUUGUAUAUUAAUAUUUGAUACAGAAGAAAUCAUAUAAAAUGUUAUGUAAGAGGGGAGUGGUUUUAAAGUAUUGAAUAAAAAAAUGUUAAAUAAAA